AUGGCUACGAGAAUCGCCUACGCCUUUAUUCUCCUAAUCAACUCUAUCCUUUCGUGGAUUAUGCUCACUCGGUGGGCGCUGAAUAAACUCGAACACCUCACAUUUGACUUCCUACCUAUUAGCUGCGAUGGUGAAAAAUGCCAUGGUUGGGUUGCCGUUCAUCGUAUCAACUUCGCCCUUGGCCUGUUCCAUAUUAUCCUCGCUGGAUUAUUACUUGGAGUGCGCUCGUCGAAGGACCAACGGGCGGGUAUACAAAAUGGCUAUUGGGGCCCUAAAAUUAUAGCCUGGGCAGCCCUUAUAGUACUUUCUUUCUUCAUCCCGGAGAGCUUUUUCUUCGUUUGGGGAAGUUAUUUUGCCUUUGUUGGUGCCAUUCUCUUCCUCCUUCUCGGCCUUAUUCUCCUUGUCGACCUUGCGCACACUUGGGCAGAAUUAUGCUUGGAGAAGAUAGAAGAUGGUCGCUCGCGGGUUUGGCAGGUUCUGUUGAUCGGCUCUACCGUGGGAAUGUAUAUCGCCUCAUUCGCGAUGACCAUCAUCAUGUAUAUCUUCUUCGCUCGAGGAAACUGCACGAUGAACCAAGUUGCCAUAUCCAUCAAUUUGGUGGUGUUCCUGGUCAUGUCAGUGGUUUCUGUGCAGCCCGCCGUACAGGCUGCAAACCCUCGCGCCGGUUUAGCCCAAGCGGCUAUGGUUACUGUUUACUGCACCUACUUGACUAUGUCUGCAGUCUCUAUGGAACCGGACGAUAAACAGUGCAAUCCCCUGAUUAGAGCGCGCAGUACUCGCUCCGCUUCAAUCGUCCUAGGGGCUAUCGUUACCAUGUUGACUAUUGCAUAUACAACCACCCGUGCCGCGACUCAGGGUAUUGCACUCGGGUCGAACGGCGCGCACAGCAAUUACUCUCGCCUUGAGCAAGACGAAAUGGAGCAUGGCUUGGUGACACAGCAACCUGGCCGUUCCCGUCGAGAGAUGCGAGCAGAAGCCUUGCGAGCUGCAGUUGAGAGUGGAAGCCUCCCUGCAAGUGCCCUAGAUGAUAGCGACGAUGAGUCAGACGACGGUGAUUCAAAGGACGACGAGCGAAACUCUACUCAAUACAAUUACUCGCUGUUCCAUGUCAUCUUUUUGUUGGCAACCAUGUGGGUUGCUACAUUGCUUACCCAAAAUCUUGACCCCGACGCAAAAGAUGACCUAGCGCCGGUUGGUCGAACCUAUUGGGCUACUUGGGUAAAGAUUAUCAGUUCUUGGGUUUGCUAUGUAAUUUACCUGUGGACUCUUGUUGCCCCAGUUUUGAUGCCAGACAGAUUUGAUAAUUGA
Messenger RNA from Ophidiomyces ophidiicola, 1308 nucleotides. It is a transcript of the gene TMS1, whose product is annotated as Membrane protein tms1. The coding region runs from base 1 to 1308 and encodes 435 amino acids. The transcript has 2 exons. Gene Ontology annotation, cellular component: membrane. The record is from RefSeq and is a predicted model, not a curated record. NCBI's taxonomy places the organism in Eukaryota, Fungi, Ascomycota, Eurotiomycetes, Onygenales, Onygenaceae.